Aspergillus caelatus is the source of this 684-nucleotide messenger RNA. RefSeq lists its product as uncharacterized. The record is from RefSeq and is a predicted model, not a curated record. The transcript is spliced from 4 exons. NCBI's taxonomy places the organism in Eukaryota, Fungi, Ascomycota, Eurotiomycetes, Eurotiales, Aspergillaceae. The coding region runs from base 1 to 684 and encodes 227 amino acids.
AUGGUUUCCAACUCGUCCAUCAAGCUUCUUAUGUUCCUUGCUGCCUUGGUUCUCGCGGCCAUGGUUCCCGCCCUGGAUGUCUCAGAGGAUCUUGGCAAUAUCUACGAUGAUGACCACCUGCUGGGCAUUCCUACUUUUGAUGAGCCUCGCGCUUUGGCCCCCCGCUGUGGAUUCGUAACCGUUACUGUUACAGACACUGUGUGUGCUCCUCCUCCGCCCGUGGCCACUACUUCUCAAAGCACGGGUACCACUCCUGGAGCCCCGGGUGCUCCCCCGGCCCCUACUGUGACCACCGUUUCUGAGACUACUGUGGUGACUGGUACUGCUCCUAGUGGCACUGGCCCUGCCGGCACUAACCCUACGGGCAAUGCUCCUACUGGUGCUGGCUCCACUGUAGUUGGCCCUAUCACCACCGCGACUGGAACGACUCUAUCGACUGGAACUCUAAGCAGUUCUUCUACCGGCACUCUUUCCCCUUCAGUCUCCACAAAGCCUUCUAGCAUGUCCAGUACUGCUCACCCAACUAUCUCCCAGUCUACAGGGAAAGCUGGUACCACCGCCACUACCAGUGGCAGUCAAACAUCUACCGUUGCCCCGACUUCGAAUGAAGCGGUUGUGCAGGGAAGAAUGAGGAACGUUUUGCUGGUCCUGGCAAUGACCUUUGUUGGCUUCCUGAUGAUCUGA